AUGAAUAAACGUGAAGAUUUUAUUACUGAACCUGACACAAAUACUUUUUUUAUUUAUGAUGCAAUUGAUUACUCAAAUAAUGAAGGAUAUUUUUUACGACUACAUACAGUUUGUUCAAAUGGUC
Cetraspora pellucida is the source of this 124-nucleotide messenger RNA. The record is from the annotation of a GenBank genome assembly. Lineage: Eukaryota; Fungi; Glomeromycota; Glomeromycetes; Diversisporales; Gigasporaceae.